Messenger RNA from Cuscuta campestris, 910 nucleotides. The record is from the annotation of a GenBank genome assembly. Lineage: Eukaryota; Viridiplantae; Streptophyta; Magnoliopsida; Solanales; Convolvulaceae.
GGCUGAUAUACCCGUCUCCCUAUUUGGUGAGAUCUUCUCAUUCGAGCGAUUUUUGUUUCAUUUUAUUUCGUUAUUUUGUUUCCCCCAAUUCGAAAGACAUAUUAGGUCAAGAGGUCGUGAUUAUGGGUUUUCAUUUGUCAUUCCACGCAGGUAAGACUGUCAGCUACAUCAAUAGAUUGUGUUAGACAGAGAGGAUUCAUAGCAAAAGAAAAUGGCAGGGAAUUCUUUGAUAAAUUUUUCCGCAAAUUCUACUAUUUUGCACGUUGUGCCCAGUAGGCGAAACAGUCAGGUGAAUUUCUUGCCAUUUUUGAGAACUCCAGAAAGGCCCAAAGGCAGAGUCUUUAGCGUAAAAGCUGUGUCUGCAGAUUCUGGUCAUAGUCAGGAGCAGACACAAGAACAACCCGGGUUAGAUUCUCACCGCAGAAGUAUGUUUUCUAAUGUUUUAGAUGUGCCGAGGAACAUUUGGAGGCAGACUCUGAGACCGCUGGGCGAUUUUGGGUUCGGGAGAAGGAGCAUUUGGGAAGGAGGGGUAGGGUUGUUCCUGGUUUCCGGUGCAAUUUUGUUGGCACUCAGCUUGGCCUGGUUGAGAGGGUUUCAGUUGCGGUCAAAGUUCAGGAAAUACUUGGCUGUUUUUGAGUUUGAGCAUGCUUCUGGAAUCUGUACAGGCACGCCUGUUAGGAUCCGAGGGGUGAAUGUUGGCAAUGUUAUUAGGGUUAAUCCAUCAUUGAGAAGCAUUGAAGCCGUCGUUGAGGUGUGCAAAGUACUUAAACUAGAGUGCCCGUUUUGUAUGCAUUUUCCGGCAUAUCAGCCAUAUUUUUAGUUGCCAAACCAUAACUCAUUUCAUAAUCUAAAAAGGUAGUGCAGUUUUUUGUGUGUGUCAUUUGUUAGCUUAUAAAACUCCAUUCGUUGA